Messenger RNA from Brassicogethes aeneus, 4604 nucleotides. NCBI's taxonomy places the organism in Eukaryota, Metazoa, Arthropoda, Insecta, Coleoptera, Nitidulidae. The record is from the annotation of a GenBank genome assembly.
UUGUAAACAUAACCUCAAACUACUGUUUUGAUUAAACUACCAAUGUUGUGAUCAGUGAUGAGUGUAUUUAAGUGCAAAUACUAAUAAAAAGUGGAGGAAAACUUACUCAAAAUACUAAUUAUUAGUUACAAUGGAUUUUUUUAUGUAUUAUUGUGAUUUUUGCGAAUUUGCUUCAAGCUAUGAGGAAUGGGAAGAACAUGCUAAAACUUGUAAGCCAAAUAAAAAUAAAGAAAAAGACAAUAUUGGUGAACCUAUAGAAGAUAAAGUAAUAGAAACCAUUAUAGAAAAGGAUAAUGAACCUGCCGAAACUCAAUGUAAAGAAAUUAAUAAAAAUGACUCGAUAAUAACUCAAUGUGAAGAAAUUAAUAAAAAUGUAUCAACAAUUAUUACAAGUGAAGAAGAUAGAAUUGCUCAAGAAGCUCUAGAAGAAACAUCCAAUGAAAAAUGUGAAAAUGUAUUAAAAAUAUGUGAAAUUUGUAAUGAAGGAAUCAUAAAACUAGAGAGGCACAGAAAAUGUAGAAGGGAGUUACUGAGAAGCAAAUUUAAGGAUUCUUUGAAGAUUAAGGAAGAAAAUCAAGAGCCUCCAUCGAAAAUACCAAAAAAAGAAUUUGAUGAACACCAAAGCAAAGAACCAGAAAAGCAAGUUGUGACAUGUUUGACUGAAGAACUUAAAAAUGAAACAGCAAAUUACAAUCUAUAUUUACAAAGAAGUCAAUGUCCCUAUUGCAGUGCCAAAGAAAUUACACAAAGAAACAUAAUUGAACAUGUGAAAACAUGCCUUGUAUACCCCUUGUACAAACAAAGAUACGAAAAAAAGAGAUACAAAUUGCGCACUUGCGGAAAGUGCUUUAGAACGUUCGCAUCAAAAAAAAUUUUGUGCCAUCAUGAUUGUAUGUUAAAAACAAAAUACCCAUGCCCUUUCUGCGGUCUUCAAAACACUAACAUGUCGAGUCUUCUCAACCAUAUUAACUAUUGUAAAAUCUAUUUACAAAAUAAAGAAAUGUUCAAAAAGGGAGAUAAUGCAUAUAAAAAAAACACUUGUAAAGAUUGCUUCCUGUCUUUUGAGGAUGAACGUGGUCUUCAAAUGCAUGAGUGUUAUAUUUUGGGGUGUCAGAAGCUUAGUAUACUAAGAAAGAAGAAUGAAGCACAAGUCAAAACGGUGGCUCAAAAUGAACCAGUGACAUACAAUUGUGAUAAAUGCAAAACUUCCUUCAAGAAAAAACAGACGUUUGUGGAACAUAUAAUAAAAAACCAUUCCAUAAUUCUGUGCUCUUCUUGUAACUCAAUCAUAAAAAACAUUUCGAGUUAUUUCGAUCAUAAAAUCAAGUGCGCGUUCGAGCGAUUUUUCAAGAGUAAGAUCAAAGAGCAGACGAUAGAUGGCGUUGAAUAUUUUUCUUGCAAGUGCGGCGUAGGCUUAAACGAUAAAGAUAAAAUGAUGGAGCAUUUGAAAUGUAUGCACCCAAAUUUUGUAAACAAUUUCUGCCAGUCGACUUCGCCUCUAUUCGGUUGCGAUCAAUGUCGGCAACUAUAUGGAAAAAAUGUCGGGAGAAUAUUUUGCAACUGUCAGAAAAAAUAUUUAUCCGUCGUCACUAAAGGUGAACCAAAAAUCGUUGCUAUCGAAAAUGUCGAUAAUGAUACAACCUUGCUUAAAAAUGUUGGCGAUAAUUUGGUGGGUAAUGUAGAUGCCGCUACAAUACUACCGAGUAUUGUCGCCGAAAGUGGACCAAACAGUCAGGAGCUUGAAAAAAAUGUAACCAAUCCGGAUGGAGAUGUUGCAAUGGCCUACUCUGCCAAAGUGCCUCAAACUGAAGACAAACUUCAAUCCUCAAGUGAAACAAAAGAAUUAGAGGAUAAAAUACAAAAAUCGAUAGAUUACUUCAUAAAUUUUAGUACAACUUAUGUAAUGGCCCACAAAACAGUCUAUACAUGCACGCAUUGCGACGUCGAAGACGAUUCGCUGGCCAAAAUAAAAGCGCAUAUAAGAAGUCAUCCUGAAAAUUUUUGUCCGUGCAAAACACUGUGGAGUUUAUGUUGCAAAUGUUAUCACCCCAUACAGAGCAAAAUGUUCAGAACUAAUAGAGUACCGUUUGAAUACCACCGAUGUGAAAUAUGCGAAAAAAAGUUUAGUGUUAUUCAGUUGCUAAUAGAUCACUUUAAAGCUAAGCAUAUGAAUAAAUCUAUGACCGAAAACAAAAAAACUGCUUUAAAAGGAAACGCAGAUGUGGAUAAUUCAAUGGAAAAUGCCAAGUAUACAUCUGUUAAAGUUGUUAAGAUUGUUUUCCCUGAGGAAAUUGAAGAAACUGCAAAGGCGCCGGUAGAAAAUUCGAUGAAAAAUAUCGAGUCGGAAAAUUCCGAGCACACAACCGAAACCGAUAAAGUUGUUCUCCCUGAAAUAACAGAAAAAACAAAUUUAGAAGAAAAGAAUUUUGAGACGCAAAAGGCUCCAGUAGAAACGAAAACAGCCCACUCGGAAUAUAAAAAGUUUAAAGAAAAUUCAACCAUUCGACAUCCGGAUCCUCAGUACUGCCCCAAACGCGACAACAAAUUUGAAAUAUUAAAUGGCUAUUGGCCAAAUGGUCAUUCUGAAAAAGUUUGUUUCCAACCCAAAAAUGUCGAGUAUUACGAAAAAGUACCUACUGAACACCACUGUGACAUAUGCAAGGAAACGUUUAGUGAUGUUGAGUUGUUAUUGGAUCACUUAAGCGUUGGGCAUACAACUACCUGUAUAACCGAAAACGAAAAAUCUGCUUUAAAAGAAAACGCAGUGUUGGAAAAUGUCGAAACGAAAAGGGUCCAACCCAAAAAUGUCGGGUAUUACGAAAAAGUACAAUGUAACAUAUGCAAGGAAACGUUUAGUGAUGUUGAGUUGUUAUUGGAUCACUUAACCGUUGAGCAUACUACCUGUAUAAGCGAAACCGAAAACACUGCUUUAAAAGAAAACGCAGUGUUGGAAAAUGUCGAACCGAAAAAGGCCUCAGCUGUCUCAAGAUCACGUAACAAAGGAAAUGCUCUAAUAAAGGACGGUUUAGGUAUUCAUCAAGGAUACGAGUUUGAAAAAAGUAUAACCAAUUAUUGUCGUCCUGUUAUCAAACUUGACAGCAAAUUGGACGCAUCAAAUGACACGCAAAAAAACACAAUCGAAAAUUCCUCUUCGGAAGUUAAUUUAAACCACACAAUAAUUCAGGUGAUUGACGACACAAGUAAAAAACCAACUUAUGUGAGGUGUUCCGGAACAUUUUUUAAAUGCACGCAUUGCGAUGUUGUAGAAGAUGAUCUGGACGCAAUUAAAGCGCAUUUGUCAAGUCACCCUGAAAAUUUCUGUUCAUGCGGAAAGUUGUUUAGUUCCUGUUCCAGUUCUCCCCGAUUCAAAGAUGUCGGGUAUUACGUAAUAAGUAAAGUAUCUAUUGAAUCCCACCAAUGUGACCUAUGCAAAAAAAGGUUUAGUGACAUUAAGUUGUUAGUGGAGCACAUAAAAGUCGAACAUUUUGGAUCUAGCUGUGUAACCAAACCUUCCGAUUUUUCCGAAGAAAUAAAAAAUAAUGCACCGGUGGAAAAUCCAAUGGAAAAAGUGUUGCCGGAAAAUUCCGAACUCACAAGAGCGAUUAAAUCUCUUAAAGUUCUUUUUCCUGUGAAAAUCAAAAAAACUCCUUUAUUAGAGCGGUAUUUACGCCUUGAAAAUGCAUCGACUAAGGAGAUGCCUAAAAAAUUCUAUAGGAAAGUUUUUCAGUGCAAAAUUUGCGAUAUGUUUGAUGCACAAAUAAAUUUGGCUAGGAAGCAUGUAAAAACUCAUCUUGAAUACAAGCGUCUAAGAAAAGGAGUUAUGUAUAAGACUGUAUACCUAUGCGUGUUUUGCCGUCAAAAAUUUACCUCCAUUAGAGAUUUGGAAAGCCACAGUCGCAGUGCGCAUAGCAAAGCCUACAAGACCUGCCCUUUCUGUGCGAAGUUGAGAAUCGAAUGCUGGUUGCAUAACCCACACCAUCAUUAUCGAAGGUACCUGAAGGCCGAUUUAAAUGAGUACCCUUGGAGCUUGAGAGCGAAAAUCGAGCACGUUUCAAUGGAUCAUUGCUACUGUAAAGAAGAUUAUGAUUACAGUACAGAAACUGCCAGCGAGGUAUCACUGAUAGAGUUGAACUCUUUGGGUGACAGUGACGUAGAUGAUUGUUUUGUGGAAGACGUCGAAAUGCAAGAAGUUCAUCGAGAUGAAGAAAUAAAAGAAAAAGUCACAGUGGAAUCGCCUUUCCCUUACUACGAUUCCGAUGAAGAAAGCGAAUACGAUGUAGUGGACAUUUUUAAAGAUUUCGACAAUAACAAUGAGGAUUUUGACGAGGAACUAUCGAAACUUAUCAAAACUGGAUAUCCCACAGAUGAAAAGGAAAGGAACUUUUACUGUCCAGAUUGCCUUUUUAAGACAUCCCAAUAUUUGUCUUUAAGACAUCACGUUCAAAGGUAUCAUAAGAGAUCAGUUUUUCUUGAUAAUGCUGUCUACACAAUUUAAAUCUGUACAUAUUUGUAAGUACCUACUUAGGUUUGUUAUAGUUAAAGUAAUAUUAUUUAUAAUUAUUUUUGUUAUUUUAAAUAUAGAAUAAAGUAUUUUGUUAUCAAUA